CCCUGCCGUCCCUCUGUCCGCAGGCAGUCGCGAGGGGAGUAGGGCGCUCUCGCGCCCGCUCGCGCAGCGCCUUGGGCCGCCUCGGCCGCCGCCGCGUCCAUGACCGCGACCUCUCGGCAGGGGACACCCGCCACCGCCCCGUCCCGCGUCCCGGGCCGCGGGCUCCCGACCUCGCUCGCCCUAGCGCUCUGCCGCCGCUCGCCUCUCGCUGCCUGCCGCCCGCUCCCGCCGAGGAAGACAGAAUGGACUCCAAUGUGAGAAUGGCUGCGACUUUGGAAGAAGUUCCACGAAGGGGCUGGAUCUUGGUGAAAGCUCUGAUGAGAUUUGCCUUCAUGAUCUUCAACAACCUGGUUGCUAUUCCAUCCUACGUCUGCUAUGUAAUUGUUCUGCAGCCCCUUCGAGUGCUGGACAGUAAGCGGUUCUGGUAUAUUGAAGGAACCAUGUAUAAAUGGCUUUUAGGAAUGGUGGCUUCCUGGGGAUGGUUCGCUGGAUAUACAGUGAUGGAAUGGGGGGAAGAUAUUAAAGCAAUUUCAGAAGAYGAAGCUAUGAUGUUGGUAAACCAUCAGGCAACAGGAGAUGUGUGCACACUGAUGAUGUGCCUACAGGACAAAGGACGGGCUGUUGCUCAGUUAAUAUGGUUGAUGGAUCAUAUUUUUAAGUACACCAACUUUGGAAUUGUUUCUCUAAUUCAUGGAGACUUCUUUAUAAGGCAGGGAAAAUCUCAUCGUGAUCAACAGCUGCUGCUUCUCAAGAAGCACCUAGAAAAUAAUUAUAGGAGCAGAGAUCGAAAAUGGAUUGUUUUGUUUCCCGAAGGGGGCUUCCUCAGGAAGAGGCGAGAAACAAGUCAGGCAUAUGCCAAGAAAAAUAACUUGCCAUUUCUUACACAUGUCACUUUGCCAAGAUUUGGUGCAACAAAAAUUAUUUUGAGUGUACUUGUAGCACGACAGGAAAAUGGAAGUCAAGCAGGAGGAGAUGCUAAAGAAUUAGAGAACAAAUCAAAAGGCCUUCAAUGGAUAAUAGAUACAACCAUAGCAUAUCCCAAAGCUGAACCUCUAGAUAUUCAAACUUGGAUCCUUGGAUACAGGAAACCAACAGUCACACAUGUCCAUUACAGGAUCUUUCCAGUUAAAGAUGUACCCCUGGAGACUGAUGACCUUGCCAAUUGGCUUUAUCAACGCUUUAUUGAAAAAGAGGACCUCUUAUCACAUUUUUAUAAAACAGGAGCCUUUCCACCUGUCAAGGGUCAGAAGGAAGCUGUUUCCAGGGAGAUGAACCUCAGCAACAYGUGGUUAUUUCUUAUAUACUCUUUUGCAGUGUUGUCAGCCUGUAUGUGGUACAACAUCAUUGAGUAUUUUUACCAUUGCCUAUUUUAGGAAUUGACUUGGACUUGUCAAGGUCACCAUAGGAGUUCAGACUUUCAUGAGUGUGCAUUAUUUUACAUGUGCAAAUCAGAAUAUAUAAAAGAAGCGAAGGAAAUUCAGUGGAUGAAUUAAUAUUUAUCCCCCUUUGGGAUAUUUUAAAACUCUAUUAAAAUGAGGAUCAGUAAUAUAAUGACCUGCUGAUAUAUUUUAAGAACUUUUCAUGUUUUAAAGAGAUACAUUCUACCACAUAUAGGCAAACAUCACAUUUGGAGAAGAGGAAAUCAUAAAAAUCAUCCUGAAAGACUGUCUGAAAGAAACUGUUGCCACAGGAUCUACCUGGUCAUUUAGUUCAAGCUCAGAAUUACACCUCUCCUAGCUAGCAGUCCCUAUUAGAGCAGUGCGCCACAGUGCCCACAUCUCCACCCAUUUGGGCUGUGGUUCUAGUAGCCAUGAGGGGAGGGAGCUGGAGGCACCUCCCAAAGAGUGUUUUCCCUGUUGCUUGAGGUAACAAACUUCAGUCCUUAGCACCUGACCAGGUGCAGUGUUGAUAUUCUCUGUGGGGAGGAACCAGUGUCCACUGAACACCCCCUGGCAUAGGCUCUGAUUUUAUGAAGGCUAGCUCAGUCCAGCACCGUGUUUACAUGYGCUAGUGCUUUCCUUUCCACCAGGGUAGGGUGGGGUGGGGGCAGCACCCUGUUUCUCUUUUUGUAUAGAAGGCAUACUAUAGAUUGAUAAUUGUAUUUUACAAAAUGCACUUUUACCAGAUGCCAAUAUAACAAAUGAUAGUAACAUAGCCUGAAGACAAAAGUAAGCCUCGUCAGUGAGUCGGCUUCCCCAGGGGCUCUCCUGUCUCUGCAGUUUUGCCCGCAGCUGCUGUCCAGCACCACCCUGCAUUGGGCAUCUCCCUGACAGGGUGACCCUAUUUGUAACUAGAGGCUCCCUGCACCCCUCUUUGACAUAGUAUCACUAAAUGCAUUUGGGGAUGGAUGAACAAAUUAACAUAAAACAUUUAGAUGAUAAAUUUAAGGGAAAAUAGACUAGUUCAUUAGGAAAACAAGAGCUAGAGCCAGACAUUGGCUUCUACUGGUGACUGGUUCUCAAGUGGCUCCCCUCCAUAUCUGUAUAGACAGCAGUGUGUUCCAGCAUUAUAUCAAGGAGCUGCCCCUCUCAGGGUUGGUGUAACCAGGAGAGGCCUGCACAAAAGGCUUCCCAGUCUCUUCCAAUUGCUUUUGAAGAGGGUAACAUCAAGUUUCUGUUAUUUCUAGAAAACUUUUUUUUUUCCUUUUGGUCAAUAUGUUUAUGUGAUGUACCUCACAGGAGAACCAAACUCUUCUCAAAAAAAUGCUGGCCCUACAUCAGUGUUGAAAUAGAGAAUGUUUUCAGUUUAGGGUUGUAAGAUUAAGAUCUAAUAAGUCCGUGGUAGUUUUCUGUGAUUUGAGCACUAUAGACUCCCCUGUUGUCACAAAUUACAAAAAUAACAAUUCUGAAAAGUAAGCUGUAAAAUAAAAAUAAAGGCUAAUGUUUCUGUUUUCCAGUGAACCAAAAAAAAGAUGUGAAUUUUCCCACAGUUGUGUGGGAAAGAUAAAGCAACACCAAAUAAAAGCCCACAGCAGCUUCAUCUUUAGGAUAACUCAAUAUAUGUGAAGGGAAAGGAUGCAUUAACUGAAAUACCUCAUUGAAUAUUAUAUUAUACUAUUAAAGUGCAGAAAACAGUUUUGAUAUGUUUGGUUUGGUAACAAUUGUUAUAAAAUGCAAUUUUCUUGAAACUGAAGCAUUUCAUUAUGUGUUCUACAGUGACAAUGAGUAAGUGAGACCAGUCUCACUUGUAAGGUGUCAGUGAUGAUAGGAAGCCAAAGAGAAGCUCAGUGAUGCUUCUGGUUGAGAUCCAGCAAACAUUACUUAAUUACAAGAUGAAAUGAAUUGUUCAUUUGAGAUAUUAGCCAUCUGGGGAGAGGUUGCUCACUCUUAAAAAAUAGUUAUGCAUAGUCCUAGCUUGUAGACCUUUCCCUCAUUGCAAAGCAAGUCACAGGGUAGAGUGAACAGUUCUCCUAUUUUUWAAAAAAAAAAAAUGUAUACAUAAAUGUGGCUUAGAGCCAUUUUUGACAUCGCUGUGCUCCAAAGGAACGUGACACUGUUAAAUUUACUGUACACAUUAAACUUUCCUGUAAGAUGCUUUAUUUUUCAAGUGCAGUAUCAUUUCCACAGUCUUUAUAGAUGUGAGUUAAUUUUUGAAAAUUGAUCCAUGAGUUGUAAAUAGAUGUGUAUUUGAUCUGCCCUGCCCCUCUUUGAUUCUUUCUAAUAUGUUCUUUCUCUUCCGUUUGCAAAUGUAUUUGUUUGAGAGCCUUGAUAGUGCUUUCCUUGUCAGUAACUGGAGUUCACCUGCUGUACUAGGAAAUAUAAAGAGAAAAAUCAGUGUUC
Messenger RNA from Urocitellus parryii (Arctic ground squirrel), 3779 nucleotides. RefSeq names its product lysophosphatidylglycerol acyltransferase 1 (gene Lpgat1). Gene Ontology annotation, cellular component: endomembrane system; endoplasmic reticulum. The record is from RefSeq and is a predicted model, not a curated record. NCBI's taxonomy places the organism in Eukaryota, Metazoa, Chordata, Mammalia, Rodentia, Sciuridae. Gene Ontology annotation, molecular function: acyltransferase activity. Gene Ontology annotation, biological process: phosphatidylinositol acyl-chain remodeling.